This is a messenger RNA of Phycodurus eques (leafy seadragon), 1468 nucleotides long. RefSeq names its product 3-hydroxyacyl-CoA dehydratase 3 (gene hacd3). Gene Ontology annotation, molecular function: 3-hydroxyacyl-CoA dehydratase activity. Gene Ontology annotation, cellular component: endoplasmic reticulum membrane. The record is from RefSeq and is a predicted model, not a curated record. The transcript is spliced from 11 exons. Lineage: Eukaryota; Metazoa; Chordata; Actinopteri; Syngnathiformes; Syngnathidae. The coding region runs from base 144 to 1217 and encodes 357 amino acids. Gene Ontology annotation, biological process: very long-chain fatty acid biosynthetic process; sphingolipid biosynthetic process; fatty acid elongation.
UCGCUGACAGCGCUGGAGCGCGCCCGUGAGUGGAAUGUUCUGGCUGCUUGCUUGACAGCUAGCAUAAGGGACCGCGAUAUCGUCUGUCUUUUGUUUCUCGUUUAAAACUACUUGACUGAUAUAAAUCUACUCAUAAAUCCGCAAUGGCAUUGACGCCUCAGGUUUACUGGGCUCAACGCCACGAGGCAAUAUAUCUUCGGGUGGAGCUGACUGACGCUGAGAAUAUCGAUGUGCAAGUGCAUGAAAACGUCCUUCACUUUCAAGCUCUCGGCCACGGUGCUAAAGGUCAAAACUUGUACGAGUUCAGCUUGGAGUUUUUUUUACCUGUAAAAACACAGGUGGCUCACAAGUCCACUCAGCGGCAAGUGAACAUCAGCGUGAGGAAAGAGCAGCGAGGCUGGUGGGAAAGGUUGACCAAACAGGAGCGCAAGCCGCUCUUCUUGGCUCCCGACUUCGAUCGCUGGCUCGACGAGUCAGAUGCUGAGAUGGAGAUCAGGGAAAAGGAGGAGAGAAGAAACAGGCGGAAGACUUUCCAGCAUGAUGAGGAAGGAUUCAUCAGUCUGAAAACAGGAUUUUUGUUUACAUAUAAUUUGGUGCAGUUUCUUGGCUUUUCAUGGAUUUUUGUCAACAUGACUAUUCGCCUCCUCACAUUUGGUCAAGAUUCCUUCUACGACACAUUUCAUACCAUAUCCGGCGUUAUGUUCUUCUGCCAGAUCCUGGCAGCCGUCGAGGUUCUCAAUGCUGCUUUUGGUGUGGUCCGGACAGGCGUGAUCCCGACUCUUAUACAGGUGCUAGGAAGGAAUUUCAUCCUCUUUGUCAUUUUCGGUUGCUUGGAAGAAAUGCAGAAUAAACCGGUGGUCUUCUUUGUUUUCUAUCUCUGGAGCGCCAUUGAAAUAUUUAGGUAUCCAUUCUACAUGGUGGGAUGCUUCAACACAGAGUGGAAAAUCUUGACAUGGCUGCGAUACUCUCUCUGGAUACCCAUUUACCCGUUAGGUGUUAUAGCUGAGGCUGUUGCUGUGAUACAGUCCAUUCCCAUCUUUGACGAAACCAACCUGUUCAGCAUUCCUUUGCCGAAGGCCAUCGGCGCAUCUGUGAGCUUCUCUUACAUCCUGCAUGUGUACCUCGCUCUCAUGUUUCUGGGACUUUUUAUCAACUUUCGUCAUCUCUACAAGCAAAGGCAGAGGCGGUUCCGCACCAAGAAGAGGAAGGCUCAUUAAUGCAAAGCUCCUCACACACCUUUGCUGCCUGUUUAUUUCCUAUCAACAUUUCCUUGAGAUGGUCUCAUUUUACAGGCGUGUUUCAGUGUUUGCUGAACCUCCUCCUGCUGUUAAUUUGCGCAGUGCCCUUGAUGGUUUACGUGCACUACCAACUACAACCCUCAGAAUUUUACCACACGUCUUGCUUGUUUUGUUGAUGAAUAAAUUGUUAAAGUUCUUGCAAAGUUAAAAUAAAGGUUUUCUAAAUUUUA